This is a messenger RNA of Gopherus flavomarginatus (Mexican gopher tortoise), 3541 nucleotides long. It is a transcript of the gene ALG1, whose product is annotated as ALG1 chitobiosyldiphosphodolichol beta-mannosyltransferase. Gene Ontology annotation, cellular component: endoplasmic reticulum. The record is from RefSeq and is a predicted model, not a curated record. Gene Ontology annotation, molecular function: mannosyltransferase activity. The coding region runs from base 1 to 1404 and encodes 467 amino acids. Lineage: Eukaryota; Metazoa; Chordata; Testudines; Testudinidae. The transcript has 13 exons.
AUGGCGGCCCCCGCGAUGCUGCUGCCGCUGGUGGCGGCGGGGCUGGCGCUGUGCGCGGCGCUCCUGUGGUUGCGCGGGCGGGCGGCCCGGCCCGAGCUGGUUCGAGGGCGGGUGUGCGUGGUGGUGCUGGGCGACCUGGGCCGCAGCCCCCGCAUGCAGUACCACGCGCUGGCUCUGGCCCGGCACGGACACGGCGUCACCCUGCUGGGCUUCCUCAGCACAAAGCCGCAUAGUGACAUUUUGUGCAAUGAAAAGAUACACAUUGUAUCUAUUUCGGAACUUAAAGUAUUGCAAGUUGGUCCUAAGAUUUUCCAGUAUAUUACGAAAGUUAUUGCACAGGCAAUACAACUGUUCUAUACAAUGCUGAAGGUAGAUCGUCCAUCUUAUAUUCUUCUUCAGAAUCCUCCAGGCCUGCCUAGUAUAGCUGUUACCUGGAUGGUUUGCCUUGUACGAAGAAGCAAACUGAUCAUUGAUUGGCACAACUAUGGUUAUACUAUAAUGAGUCUGAUCCAUGGAAAAAAUCACCCUAUAGUACAAAUUGCAGAGUGGUAUGAAAAGCUUUUUGGACGUCUAUCUGACUACAACUUUUGUGUGACUAAUGCAAUGAAAGAAGAUCUACAAAUGAAUUGUAACAUCAAAGCAAUAACCCUCUAUGACAAGCCAGCUUCUUUUUUUAAGGAAACACCAUUAGAAAUCCAGCAUGAAUUGUACAUGAAACUUGCCAAAGACUAUGCUCCAUUUAAAAGAGGAACAGACUCCAUACAUCCAGAUGUUGAGAAGUCUGCAUUUACAGAACUAGACAUCAGAAAUGGAAAUGUAACACAAAUCAAAGAAAGACCAGCUCUUCUAAUCAGCAGCACCAGUUGGACAGAGGAUGAAGAUUUUUCUAUUCUUUUAAAAGCUUUAGAAGAUUAUGAAGAGUAUGUCAAUGAUGGAAUCAAGCUUCCUUCUUUAGUAUGUGUGAUAACAGGUAAAGGGCCUCUAAAAAAGCACUACAACAGACUGAUAGACAAAAUGCACUUUAAACACAUCCAGAUCUGUACACCGUGGCUAGAAGCUGAGGAUUACCCUGUUCUACUUGGCUCAGCAGAUCUGGGUGUCUGUCUCCACAAAUCAUCUAGUGGUUUGGAUCUGCCUAUGAAGGUGGUGGAUAUGUUUGGCUGUUGUUUACCUGUAUGUGCAGUACAUUUCCAGUGUUUACAUGAACUUGUGAAACAUGAUGAAAAUGGCUUGAUAUUUAGGGACUCGAAUGAACUUGCAGAACAGCUGAAGAUGCUCUUAUUGGAAUUUCCUACAGGUGAAAGUAAACUUGAUAUGUUCAGAAGAAAUCUUCGGGCAUCCAAGCAGCUGCGGUGGGAUGAGAGCUGGGAACAAACUGUGCUUCCUGUGUUUAGAAACAAUUAAUGAUUUCCAAAAAAUGGACAAAAGAAUUUGCACAUAUGAUUUUCACAUUCCCAAGUUUGGUUAUACAUGAUGGAAAUGGUGACUAAAACCUUUAUAUUUGGUCUUAGACAAGUGUUUUUUAAAUCUCUCCAUCCUGAAACAACCUUUGCAACACACACUUUGAUCUGUGAUUUGAACCAGUUGGAUGAAUAAUUCGGUAUGGUUUGAGAUUUGUUUACAGCUGAACUUGUACUUCACAUUAUGUAAAGAUAGAAGAAAGACAUGGUCCCUGCCUGAAGGAACUUAAAUUUCACAAUCUAUCCGGACCAUUAAUCUACCUCUAGCAUUUGGAAUGAAUGGUUCGGACAGUGACAUCCCUUAGGGGAGGAUCUAUUAAUGGAGAUUCUCUAUGUCCUUGUAAGGAGGCGAGGAUGGAAGAUGAUAAAAUACAGGUAGAAUCUGAUGAGAAACAGUCAAAUGAAAAAAAAGUCCCAUUCAAUAACAUCAUGUAAUAGCAGACAGCUAAAAAAUGACAAGUUUUUAAAGUGCUUAUAUACCAAUGCUAAAAGUCUAAAUAAUAAGAUGGGUGAACUAGAGUGCCUGUUUUAAAUGAGGAUAUUGAUAUAAUAGGCAUCACAGAAACUUGGUGGAAUGAGGCUAGUCAAUGGGACACAGUAAUACCAUGAUACAAAAUAUAUCAGGACAGAACAGGUCGUGUUGGUCGGGGAGUGGCACUAUAUGUGAAAGAGCACAUAGAAUCAAAUGAAGUAAAAAUCCUAAGUGAACUAAACAGUACCAUAGAAUCUCUACAGAUAGUAUUUCCAUGCUCUAAUAAGAAUAUAGCGGUAGGGAUAUAUUACCGAUCACCUGACCAGGAUGGUGACAAUGACUGUGAAAUGCUCAGGGAGAUUAGAGAAGCUAUUAAAAUAAAAAAAUAAUAAUGGUGGAUUUCAUCUAUCCCCAAAUCGACUGGGUACAUGUCACCUCAGGACAGGAUGCAGAGAGAAAGUUUCUUGACACCUUAAAUUGGUCAGCUAGUCCUAGAACCCACAAGAGGAGAGGGAAUUCUUGAUUUAGUCCUAAGUGGAGCACAGGAUCUGGUCCAAGAGGUGAAUAUAGCUGGACUACUUGGCAAUAGUGACCAUGAUUUAAUUAAAUGUAACAGCCUUGUGGCGAGGAAAACACCACAGUGGCCCAACACUGUAGCAUUUAAUUUCAGAAAGGGGAAUUACACAAAAAGGAGGAAGUUAAACUAUUUAAAAGGGCAACAAAAAUGAUUAGGGGUAUGGAACAGCUGUCAUAUGAGGAGAGAUUAAUAAGACUGCCACUUUUCAGCUUGGAAAGGAGGUGACGGGGGUGGGUGGGUAUGAUAGAGGUCUAUAAAAUAAACUCCUUGCCAGAGGAUGUUGUGUAGGCCAAGUCUAUAAAAGGGUUCAAAAGAGAACUGGAUAAGUUCAUGGAUGACAGGUCCAUCAGUGGCCAUUAGCCUGGAUGGACCGGGAUAGUGUCUCUAGCCUCUGUUUGCCAGAAGGUGGGAAUGGGCUCAUAGACUUCCGUUCUGUUUUGUUCCCUUUGGGGCACUUGGCAUGGGGCACUGCUGGAAGACAGGAUACUGGGCUAGAUGGACCUUUGGUCUGACCUAGAACGGCUGCUGUUAUACAAGGGGGAAGAAUUCAGGCUGCUUUAGGAAUCCUAACCUCAGAAUUUUCUGACUUUUGCCAUUUCAGUUUUAAACACAAAGGUUGCUUCCCUGUGGAUUUUUACAUACGUAUGGUAUAAUGGUUAAAUUUUCUGUCACUGGAAUGAACGCUUUGCUUGCACUGAGUAAUUACAGGCGACUCUUCAUUUUUAAUAAGAAUACUAACAUUCUGUUUUAAAUGUAACUUUAAAAUAACUUAUGUUCUUGGCUGUUCUUCCCCAGGUAAAUGUUGAGUAUCCCCUUUUAUAUCAUUAUGGUGGCAGAACCACUGAAGCCUGUCGCUCUGGCUGUGCUUGCAUAAUAUCCAUCUUGCUGGUUGUAGAGUACAUAGUGCCAGACCAGCUUUCUGGAUGUUCACUCUCUGCAACAUAUCUUCAUUGUUGGUAUGAUCACUCAUGCAUGGUCAUGGUGUUCACAUGCUGUUUAUUAUGUUAUUGUUAUUAAAAAACAGGGACUAAA